Gambusia affinis (western mosquitofish) is the source of this 9052-nucleotide messenger RNA. Its product is annotated as polypeptide N-acetylgalactosaminyltransferase 10-like. The record is from RefSeq and is a predicted model, not a curated record. The coding region runs from base 148 to 1965 and encodes 605 amino acids. The transcript has 12 exons. Gene Ontology annotation, cellular component: Golgi apparatus. NCBI's taxonomy places the organism in Eukaryota, Metazoa, Chordata, Actinopteri, Cyprinodontiformes, Poeciliidae.
GGAGCUCUGAGAUUCAACAGCGUCACACAAGCCGGUGUCCGUUCCAACACUCGGAGUGAAACUUGUCUGCGCUUCGGGAAAAGAAGCGAGAUUUUGGGGGCUCGUCGCUUUAGACGCCUGUUGUUUUUUCCUUCUCCCACAACAGACAUGAGACGAAAGGAAAAGAGGCUGCUGCAGUUCGCCGGGCUGCUCAUAGCGGCUCUCUUAUUCCUCCCUAACGUCGGUCUAUGGUCGCUGUACAGGGACCGAGUGUUCGACAACUCGCCCGACACGGUGGACGGUCCGGGCGGCAUUCCUGCGAUUCAGGGGGUGAACAGAGUGGGGAAGGACGCCAGAGUGGGACGCGAUGGUGUACGACGGAAAGACUGGCAUGACUAUGAGACGAUCAGAAGAGAUGCCGCUCGAUCUGGAAACGGUGAGCAGGGGAAGCCGUUCCCGCUGACGGAUGCUGACAGGGUGGACCAGGCCUACAGGGAGAACGGCUUCAACAUCUACGUCAGCGACAGGAUCUCCCUGAAUCGCUCUGUCCCUGACAUACGGCAUCCCAACUGCAAGAAGAAGUUGUACUCAGAGAAGCUGCCCAACACCAGCAUCAUCAUCCCGUUUCAUAACGAGGGCUGGUCAUCCCUGCUGAGGACCAUUCACAGCGUGCUCAACCGCUCUCCUCCAGAGCUGAUUGCAGAAAUCAUCCUGGUUGAUGACUUCAGCGACAAAGAGCACCUCAAAGCGGCGCUAGAGGAGUACAUGGUGCGCCUGCCGAAGGUUCGCAUCCUGAGGACGAAGAAGAGAGAGGGUCUGAUCAGAACUCGGCUGCUGGGAGCCGCCGCCGCCACAGGGGAGGUCAUCACCUUCCUGGACUCUCACUGUGAGGCCAACGUCAACUGGCUGCCGCCUCUGCUGGACCGAAUCGCCCAGAACAGAAAGACCAUCGUUUGCCCGAUGAUAGACGUCAUCGACCACGACAACUUCGGCUACGAAACGCAGGCAGGCGACGCCAUGCGAGGGGCGUUCGACUGGGAAAUGUACUACAAACGGAUCCCCAUCCCUCCACAGCUGCAGAAGCACGACCAAAGUGAGCCAUUCGAAUCUCCAGUGAUGGCAGGUGGACUGUUUGCUGUGGACAGGAAGUGGUUCUGGGAGCUGGGAGGAUACGACACCGGGCUGGAGAUCUGGGGAGGAGAACAGUAUGAGAUUUCCUUCAAGGUGUGGAUGUGUGGCGGUCGGAUGGAGGACAUCCCCUGCUCCCGUGUUGGACAUAUCUACAGGAAAUAUGUCCCAUAUAAGGUUCCAGGAGGCGUUAGCUUGGCCAGGAACCUGAAGCGUGUAGCAGAGGUGUGGAUGGACGAGUACGCCGAGUACAUCUACCAGCGCCGGCCCGAGUACCGCCACCUGUCAGCCGGAGACGUCACGACACAAAAGGAGCUGCGCAACAAACUCAACUGCAAGAACUUCAAGUGGUUCAUGAAUGAGGUGGCCUGGGAUCUGCCCAAACACUACCCGCCGGUGGAGCCCCCUGCUGCCGCGUGGGGAGAGGUCCGUAACGUGGCCAGUGGCCUGUGCAUGGAGAGCAAACAUUUUGUGUCCGGAAGUCCAAUACGACUGGAGAACUGUGUGAAGGGCCGAGUUGAUGUUAGCUGGAGUCACGGACAGGUGUUCACGUUUGGCUGGAGGGAAGACAUCCGGGUGGGUGACCCCAUGCACACCAAAAAGGUCUGCUUCGAUGCCAUUUCCCACCACAGUCCUGUCACGCUGUACGACUGCCACGGCAUGAGGGGGAACCAGCUCUGGCGCUAUAGGAAGGACAAAAGCCUCUAUCACCCCAUCAGCAACAGCUGUGUGGACAGCAACGCCAACGAGCGGCGGGUCUUUAUGAACAUAUGUGACCCCUCGUCCCCCAGCCAACAGUGGCUGUUUGAGAGAACCAACAGCACAGUUUUGGAGAACUUCAACCGUGGGAUGAACUGAGUCUGUGGAACUCAGAGACUUUGGACUUGUGCAGCCGAGGAGUCGGCCGCAGACGUUGCUGCUAUGCUGUGAACAGGAGUGUUCCCUGUUGUCCUGGAGCUUGGGGGUGGAAGGGUGUUAUUUUUUUCUUGCAAAGGUGUCAGAAGUAAAUCAAGAUGGGAUAUCGUAAAGAAAAGUUAAAGGAGAGACUGAAAUUUAUUCUGAUUAACGGUGUAAAAGUGACUUAAGGGUGUUGUGCUUUGGCAGCGGGUCUGUCUUACUUCCUGGUUUUGCUUUUGAGAUAUUACCUGAAAUUCCUGGUCAUUCUCUCUCCCUUUUAUCCCUUAUUUCUUGUUUCGCCCUCCCUCCUAGUCCUCACGAUGUGCCUCUGCCCUUCCGUCCGUCUCAAUCUCCCUGCUUGACUGCACCUUUGCCCACCUUUUCCAUUCUCUCCCUUUUUAAAUCCCCUUAUGUAUCUCCAGCUCUGACAACCUCCCUGGGGGAGCUUGUGGGAGGGGAGGGAGACGGCUUCGCGCUGAGCCAAAGUCAUCCUGACACCCAGUGAAGCCAGGCAGAACCACUCCGAGAAUCAGCCAGCAAAUGGGUUCUCCUCUACGUCUGCAGGCAGAGACGCCAUGAGCGGAGCUGACAGAGAGACCGAGGGGACGAGACUGCCACCUUCUGCACACGCUCAGCUCGUUUCCCCCCUUUAUUCUCUGCCCUCCCAACGCUUACCCAUGAGUCACUCUCAGAUUUGUCUCUGUGCCGCGUUGGCCUUCUAUUUUCUUCAAACACGACUGCCGUCUGAUGUUGGGAUCUGUCCUGCUUGGUACAGAAGAACGUUGCACAUUUGUUUUUGUUUUUUUCUGCCCCUCGCCGAGUUCAAACCCAACGUUGAAACUUGGGCUGUAUUCCCCGUGCUCCGUCGUCUCCCCCUCAUGUAAACGUUUCUAAGCUGUCCUCUGCUGCUUCCCAGUUCAGUCACUGGAACGACCUCGUCACAGACGGCCGAGCGGCGGGUCUUGUUCUCUGGCUGUGUGAUGGGCAGGCUCGCUGAUUCAUGGCAGGCCGGGGCCCGAUUGGCCGCCAGCCAAGCUGAUUCAUCACUUUGGCUGAAUUACUCCGGAUGGCCUCACCGAGCUAGUGCUGGGAUUCAGACAAACUUGAAUGGAAAUCUUAGUGCCUUUCGUUGGAAUCCAGAAGGUUUUGUGUGUUCAUAACGACAGAGAGCAUUUCAGACAGUCACAGUGGAGCUUUGCUGACUUUUAAAUGAAGCUAAAAUGACCUGCGGUGUAGUGAAGGCAGCGCUGUUUAUUCUUGACUCCUGUGAAGCUUUCGAAGUUAGCGCACUCCGAAAGCACAAACCUAGAGAGACUGUUUUUCCUACCAUAGUUUCUCCUGCCUUCAAAGGUUAACUGCAGCCUUUCUUAGACCUUAAUCAUGGCAAGUUGCUGUGGUUCUGGUCCUUUAUUCUCUCCUCUGUUCAAUCCAAAGUACUUUAAUGGUAAAGAGAAAGACCUGGUGGUGGUUAUUAACCCUUCUAAUUUUAGAUGGUUUUGUCUGUUAAUUUAUUUUUCUUUAUUUUCUGAGGUUCACCUUGAUUCUUUUCUUUAUUCUUGAUAAAGUUUGGGUUUUUCUGGGAUGCUCCACUCUUCCUUACUCAGUUUGCCAAGAUCCAGUAAAUCAGAUGAAAAACAAUUCAUGAUUUUGCUUCAUUACAGUUUUUUUUCUUCUUUACAUGAAGUGCUUUAUUGUCUGUGAGUACAAAACUAGACAUGCAUCAAUUAGCUGAACAGAAUCAGGUUUUUUUUUUUGUUUUUCGUUUUGUUUUGCUGGAUCUGUUCUGAUCAGUGAGGCUGAAAAAUACAUUUUCAUUCUUGAUUUUCCUUAAAAGUGAAUUACAAAUAAAAACACACAAUUUUUAGUGUGUGAACACAUCAACCAAUCUGAACAAAAAAAGGCUUUUAUGGAUUUAUACAAGAAAAAAGUGCUUUAUGCAGGAAAAUCCAUCUGCACCAUUUCAUACUUUUAUUCAAUCAGCUGUGAAGCAAGCACUCAAGAAAAGCCUUUUAAUUCCUCUAAAAGACUCCUCGUGCUUCGCCAGCAGUUUAUGCAGCAGCCGUUCAAAAGAAGCCGUUUCAUCGCAGUGGGCAGUCAGUCUCUGCUUCUAGGCUGAAGGAAGUGACUCACUUUCAUAUCAUUUACAAUUUGUCAUCUACUGUGUAUCCAGUUCACUGAUAUCAUUUAGCAACAAUAAACUUUAACUAUUUAAAACUGAAACCCAACAAACGUAACCAUGCUAGCAUGGAAGUCUUUGUUCACUGUUGGCUGUUGUAGCUUAUUGCUAGCAAUUUUUUAAAUAGCAACACUCAAAUAAUUAGAAUUAGAGCCUCUGCAAGCUACUAUAUGCUCAGCACUUCUUCUUUAAUACAACUGAAUUUUAAACAAAGCAAAAAAAAAAAAAGAUGGAAAUUUAUUCUGUUAAAUUAGCAUCUAUAGAACCACAAUGACAACUGAAACGGCGCCCAUAUAAAUCAUUCAUCUGAACUACAAAAUACACAGCGUUCCAAAUUAUUAUGCAAGUGAUGUUUUCUCAGAUUUUCUUAAAUGGUCAAUGCAAAUGAUGGUCAGGAUAAUUUUCAAGUCAUGAACUAUUACAGUACAAAUCAAAUUUUACUGAACGAAGCUCCCAAAGAGAACAAGAUUUUUUUCAAAAAUAAAAAAACUCAAAAUGCACUGUUCCAAAUUAUUAUGCAGAGCAGAUUUUCUAAACAUUUUAUGGAUUAUAAAGAACUGCAAACAGUCAUUCUUUGAAUGUGUAGCAUUAAGUUGUCACAUGUACUAAAAUCAAAAGCUAUUUCAAUCAAAAACAUCUUAACAGAUGUUAAGAGUUCCAUGUUAACAUAGAACCUUCUUUGAUAUCACAGCACAAUUCUUGAUCCAUUGAACUUGUGGAAAGUUUCUGCUGGAAUUUCUUUGCAGGAUGUCAGAAAAUCUUCCCAGAGCUGCUGGUUUGAUAUGAACUGCAUUAGACCCAGAGAUCUUUUGGUUGAGGAAACUCCAAAGGUUCUCAAUAGGAUUGAGGUCAGAGGUCAGAGGAGGAUGGUGACCACACCAUGAGUUUCUCCCCUUUUAUUCCCACUGCAGCCAAUGACACAGUGGUAUUCCAGUGGUAUAGCAUGAUAAUUUGGAACACAGUGUAAAACAUAUACUUUACACCUUGAUGCAUUAGUAUUCAUGAAGUUAAAAAGUAGUUAAAAUACAAAGUAGCAUUAGCUCACCCAUUGUCUGACAUGUUAGUACUAACUUAGUGUCUUAAUUAUAACAAUAUUAAUAUCUUUUGAAGAUUCCACAGUAGGCAAAAAUGUAAGUUUUAGAGAUGAUCUUUUUUUUGUCAUCCCUCACACAAUUUGCCACAAUUGAUGAAUAUGGAAGAGUUUUAAUGCCAUAGGGGGAAAAAAAUGAAUUCUAACUUUAAUGUUGGAAUCCUUAGAAGUUAGUUAUGAGAAAAAGUUUGAAAGGCUUAAAAUUAACAUCAGUUCUUUUUUUUUUCUUUCAGUGGUUCUAAACUUCUUCUGUAAAGGAACCAUCAGUUUUAGCAGAAUGUUCUCUCAUUGAAUAUUUUGAUUUGUGGACUAAACAGGUUGACAAUGCAGACAUUCCCACAAAAAACAAAAAAAAACAAAAAUGUUGAAAUCAGAUGUACAUUUAAAUAAUAAAAACUAGUUUUGCUAAAUACCAGAAAACAUGGUGAAAACAUUUAAAAAAAAGAUUUCUGUGACCUUCCUCAAAUUCAAAAGUUUACAAAUGUUUGGUCAACAUCAGACCACUGUCUUUUAAAAUAUAUGACUUGUGUCAAUUUCUUACAAAAAAAAAAUAAUUUCUAAAAAAAAUGUUGUCACCAAAUUGUGUAGAAUUUAUGAAAUAGAAAUAAUUUUGGCAGUUCUUUCUAAGCUAACACAAUAAAAGUUUGGUCAUGUUUAACUUCAGAGAAAACUGAGUAUUCUUAGUUUCUAGUUUCAAAUGUUUCAGGAACUUUAUGUUUUACUUAAUUUAUCUGGAGAGUUGAACUCACUGGUGGAAAUGCUGAGUCUGUUCAGAAGUUGCCCCUGACCUUCCAUGUCUGGACAUAUCCGUGCAUCAUCAGAUGUUUAGGGUGAUUCACUGAGUCACUGCAGAAGCUCGGUUACUGACUCGUAACCCACUAGGACCCAAACUCCUGCAGGCGUCUGACCUUUUCUCAGCCUGAUGCCACAUGACUGUCCUGUUCUCUAACUCAUGUUCCCUUGGACAGAUCAGGACAGAGGUGAAUGGUUGGUAGAGGGGUGGAUACUCGAGGCAAAAUAUUUUACUUUGAAAAGGAAAAAGUGUAAGUACUCAACUAGACUAUCAUUGAUUUACUGAAAAGGAAUCUGGAUAGUGAUAAUCACUGGCAGCUGUUGGUUUGGUGUCCAACGAAAUGAAAUCAGAAAAAUUGGUGCAAAUAGUUCAGCUGUCAGACAUACUGAGCAAAGGAGCCUGGAUUUUUAUCUUUUUUGUUUUUUACUAUUUCAAAUAAUCAAACAGUGAGUUUAGUAUAAAAAUCUCAGACUCUCUGAGAAGUUUUCAGGGCUGAAAAGCAGAGACAGACUCUUGUGUUCAUGGUUUGAGUUUCAUUACAGCAGCUGAUAUGGGGCCGACUUUAGGAAAUAACACUCUAUUGUCAAUGAUUUACCUUGAAGAAAAUACUGGAAACAUUUUUUUUUUUUCAAUAGUUAAUGUUUACAUUUGAAUCACCUCAGCACUUUUCUGGUAAUACAGACUUUCCACCAUUGGUCAGGUUUUCUGCAUGUCAUAAAUUAGUUUUCUGCUCGUAUUUGCAUCCUAUAAAUUCUCCCGUUCCAUAUUUCUGCAGAGUAGUAAUCAGUUAAUUUUUUUAUUACUUUUUUUCUGGCAGGGUCUUUGGAACACUAACACGUGUAAAUCUCUUUUCAUUUCCCCCCCUGCUCAUCACUCCCUCUGUCCCAUAUUAUGAUUUUAAUUUUCUCCAGUUCUUGACUCGCCCUGUGGUUCUUUCACGUAUAUUAGCUUCAUCUAGUGUGCAACAUCUCCUUUUGCAAAGCUGUACACAUUAUUUUUAACGUUUGUUUUAUUUUGUUAGGUCUGUUAUGUCCCCUUUUUAACUUUUCCAUACCUUCAAACAAUAUGCAACUGUUUCAAAGAUAUUUGAUCCUUUUUUCACUUUCAGUUGCCUCAUUUCUGUAGUCACUUGACUGCAGUUUUGCCUUUUAGUUCCAUGACGGGUUUAUGCAGCGUUGUAACCUGUUUUGUCCAUCAACAAACUUUUGUUUUGUGUUUGUGAACUUUUCCAAUCAGACUUAAGGCACGAAACAAUAAAGGAGUUUGUUUUUUUUUUUUUUUCUCAUCUUACUCAAAUCCUUGAUUUGAUCUGGCAACGUGACUCAUUACCCAGGGUGUCUAUUUGUAAAGAAUGGCACAAGUAUUUAAAAAAAAUUAAACAAUCAGUUAUCCUAGAUAAGGUUUUUAUUGCAACUUGUAUAACCAGUUGAAUCGGCCUGGUCAUCCUCCAAACAUUGUAUGAAAAUGUGGCUGUAUACUUGAAGAGGCUGCUGGUGAUGAAGUUUGUAUUUAAAUUGCAUAUUUCUAUUUAUUCUGUUUGCAAAAGGAAUGUGAUGUGAAUUAAAUCAUCUUAGGUUCAAAAUGUAAUCUGCAUUGUCAAACCUGUUAGAUGUGUUAUGUUUCUUUAUACAAUCCUCAUUUUAUGUGUGAAAUGGAAAAUAGCAUUUUCAUGCUUUUUCUUGUAAUUGAGUCGUCCAUGAAAACAACAGGUAAAUUACAAAGCAGAUCCUAGGUUAUGUAAAAUCUCAGUUUUCGUUUGGGAAAUCUGAAAUGUAUUUGUCAAAAGAAAAAGAAUGAGUAUCUGUAAGGAGGAGGACUCACCCAGAGCGCCAUUAGUUCAAGAACCAGAGCUGAGAGAGAUGAUUUAACUUUGAGUCAUUUGACAUUCGAGUGAUAUUCCUUGAGGGUUUAUUCCCUUUUCUUUCAUAUCUUAAAAACAUAUAAUCAAGUGGUUUGCUCUUGCUGUUAGAACUUCACACCCAGUCUUAAGCUGCAGGCUGACAAACUUAAAAAACUGCAGUGUGAGCAGAACAGCUUGACUGAAAACUCAGACAGUGAAGGAUUUAUAAGCUUAGGAGCUUGAUGCUUAGUCUCAGGUUUUGGUGCAGACACCACAGGAACUAAUUUAAGGAUAAAAGUUGGACAAAUUUGUUGACUUCCUCCUCCUAAACACGCCCCAAUCCCCUUUAUCCCUGCAGCUUUAAGCAAAGGCUCGCUGAGUAAUGCUCUAUUGGCCAAGCUCUGAUUAACCACCAGAUCUCAUGCAAGCCUCAUGCUAACAGCUCCUGUUUGUGUUUCAGCGAUUUGAGUUCUUUGAAACCAGGUUCAGAGGAUUCCUGAGGUUCAGUCUGAGACCAAAGCUGCAGUUUCCAUGAACAUCAGUUCCUGUAACUGAAACUGCUGCAUCCUUUUAUGUUGACAGGAGGUUUGAUGUGCAUUUUAAACAUGAAACAGAUUCUUUCUGACCUUCACGUGUCUAUUGACUUCCACUUUAUUUUUUAUUUCGCAUGUAUUUAGGUAAAACACUUCAAACUAACAUAAUGCAACUGCAGAAAUUCACCAUGACUCAGAAUGACAGGAUAAAAGCAGUUUAACUACACCAAAUAUUUCCUGGCACUUACUCAGUAAUUUCCAAACAUUAGAGGGUAAACUCUGUUGUGAAUGUGCCAAUCACCUGUACUGUAACAUCAAAUUAUUAUUAUCAUUAUCAAUCUUUAUUUUUUUCCUUCCUGGAUGUCGACUUUAAAGGAAAUUGGUGGAACAGCUUGUUUUCUAGGAGUUUUUAAAGUGUCAGCCUGUAACAGCAUGUCACCUACAUGUGGGAAUUAUGUUGUGUACAUUUUGUACCUAGAAAAAAAAAUCCCAUAUUUUUUCUACUGAGAUUAAAAACUGUAAAACUGUAUUUAGAUAUUUCACAAACUGUGCAGAGCAACUGGAGAUGUAGGAUAUUUUGCUGAAACUGUAAAAUAAAAAGGUUUAUAUAUUUGGA